AUGGAUUCGGCACAAGCGUUACUGGACCACGUCGACGAUCUUACGGAUCUUGAGCUGGCCGUCCUCGUCAGCCUCGUCGCCCAGCAUCAUUGCUUGGUAGUGGCCAGCGAUGAUUUACUCGAUGACCUGGCAUCCGAGCUUGCACUGAUUGUCAGAGACAUGUUCAGUCUCUCGUACAUCAUACUAGAUCGCGACGACCUACAGUCUAUCAAGACAUUCGGCGCUGCUAUUCUGGAUGAUGAUAACAAUGAGUGCGAUGAUAUUCCUCAUGGGUCGGAUAUUGAUGUGGAGAGUUCGGGCAUGCUCCAUUCAAAGGUUUCAUCUGUAAAUUUUGGCGGAGGUUCUUCGCAUUUUGUGGAUACCCAGAAAUUGGACACAAGGAGAGUGGUCAACGUUAUCAUCGCGAAGAACUUCAACCUCGCACAUCAAGACGUGCAGAUCCAGGCUCUCGAGCUUAUUAGGAAGCGGAGAAUAUACAGCCGAACAACCGUACAUCUUGCACCCGCGGUAUUCCUGCUGCUUCCGCUUGUUUCUACCUCCUCUAAACAUAUCCGAUUGAACAAACACCUUAACGACCGCAUAUUCAUGUCUCACUCUCACUCCUCAGAAGAUGGAUUUCCCAACCUAGAGGAGUUAGAUGACGCGACAAAUUCCGGAGACCAUGACUCGACUUAUUCCUACUCCCGUUCUCCAAGUGUGAGACGGCAGCAAAUGAUUGCGAGCCGCCGGAUCGACGCAAAGUUGAUCGAGCAACUUCGAGCCCAUGGUCAGACAGCAACAAUCACCCCGGAGAUUCGAAGGUAUCUUCAGGAUAUUGUAGCGUUCCUUCGGAUGGAGAGAGGCGUCGACGGAGGCGUAUCGCCGUAUGCAACGACGCUUUUCCUUGCCCUAGCAAAAUAUCUGGCCCCAUUGCACGGAAUUGACUAUGUCACUCCGUCCUUGGUCGCGUUGGCGGCAAAGAAGAUAUACCCGCAUCGAAUUAUCAUGGCCACCCCGGCUCGCGAACGAAGCACUCAGUAUGGAACUGAUCUUGCAUCCGCACGAUAUCUCUUGGACGAUUUGAACCCAGAUAAAGUGAUCCAGAAUGUCCUUGAUGCAGUUGAAUGCCCAACAUGA
This is a messenger RNA of Fonsecaea pedrosoi CBS 271.37, 1116 nucleotides long. RefSeq lists its product as uncharacterized. The coding region runs from base 1 to 1116 and encodes 371 amino acids. The transcript has 7 exons. The record is from RefSeq and is a predicted model, not a curated record. Lineage: Eukaryota; Fungi; Ascomycota; Eurotiomycetes; Chaetothyriales; Herpotrichiellaceae.